Fonsecaea pedrosoi CBS 271.37 is the source of this 639-nucleotide messenger RNA. RefSeq lists its product as uncharacterized. Bases 1 to 639 code for a protein of 212 amino acids. The record is from RefSeq and is a predicted model, not a curated record. The transcript is spliced from 3 exons. Lineage: Eukaryota; Fungi; Ascomycota; Eurotiomycetes; Chaetothyriales; Herpotrichiellaceae.
AUGAAGACUUGCCCUCAGCCCUUUUGCUUCCUGCCCUUUUUCUUGUUCCUUCUGUCGGUUGUCACCAGUGCACCAACUCAAGAGAGUGAUGAGGAUGAGAGUGCUGCGCGGGAUGUCGGCAGAACUCUAGAUGUUCGGAACACUGCAGUCUUACCAUCCGCGUGGGGUUGGCACGUCGAAUGCAAAGUAAAUACGCCUCCCCACUAUGGAUGGCUUCUCACUGACAGAUUCAAGCAACUGCCAGGCGUCGAUAUCGGUUACUGUCGGGAAAACAACCCUCCACCGGCGCCACAGUCUCCCGAGAACGCGAAGCGUGAUACCGACCUGAAACCAAGAAACGGUAGCUCGACCGAUUCUUCCCCGUCCUGGGCAUUGACGCCGUUGAGGUGCUACGAUCUGUGCGCCUGCGACCGACAGGGCACACUGAUCUGUCAUGAGUGGGGAACUUGCAACUUCCAUACUGUUUACUUUCGUUGUCAUGGCAGUGGAGAGUGUGACUGUGUCUGGGAGGAGCAACUCACUGGAGAUACUGCGAAAUUAGGUUGGGUCGAUGGCGUCGCUGACUGGGCGAGCAAUGGGUACGCGAACCAUUGGUGGGCACGGAAUGAGAAGGAGAAGGACCAGGAGAGCCCAGAGUGA